GCCCCGAUGAGGGUCCCGGGCGCGGGGCGCGCGCAGCAGCGGCGGCGGCGGGGCCAUGGGGUCGCAGGUGCUGCAGAUCUUGCGCCAGGGGGUGUGGGCCUCGCUCACCGGCGGUUGGUUCUUCGACCCGCACCAGAGCACCUUCUCCAACUGCUUCCACCUCUACGUCUGGAUCUUCCUGCUCACCUUCCCCUUCCUGCUGUACAUGGUCCUGCCCCCCAGCUUGAUGGUGGCCGGCGUGUACUGCCUAGUGGUGGCUGUCAUCUUCGCGACCAUCAAGACAGUCAACUACCGGCUGCAUGCCAUGUUCGACCAGGGUGAGAUCGUGGAGAAACGCAGCUCCACCGCGGGGGAGCCGGAGGAGGAAGCGGCGGCCCAGGGGGACAGCAAUCCACCCAGGGACCCCGGCGUGGAGAUGACAGUGUUUCGGAAAGUGAGCUCCACACCCCCUGUCCGCUGCAGCUCCCAGCACUCCGUGUUUGGCUUCAACCAGGUCUCGGAGUUGCUUCCCCGGAUGGAGGACUCGGUGCCCCUGCGAGACAUCAAGGAGCUGGUCCGGGAGCAAGGCAGUAACAACGUGAUCCUCACCUCGGCCCACCGUGAGAUGCUGAAGCUGAGCUCACAGGAGAAGCUGAUUGGAGACCUUCCGCAGACGCCUCCAGGUGGUAUCCCUGACCCUUCCCUGCCUAGCACGGACUCGGAGCGCUCACCUCUGUCUGGAAGUUGCGGUCCAUGGAGUGGGAGCAGCGUGGUGGACACACCCCUGAGCCCCCUGCUCAAAGGCAGCCUGAGCCAGGAGCUGAGCAAGAGCUUUCUGACCCUGGCACGGCCUGACCGUGCUCUGGUGAGGACCAGCAGCCGCCGGGAACCGCGGCGGGCCGUGGGGGGCUACCAGCCCCUGGACCGGCGCAGCUCGGCGGAGCCACUGCCCCAGAAAGCCGGCUCCUCAGACUCCUGUUUUAGCGGCACCGACAGGGAAACGGUGAGCAGCUUCAAGAGUGAGAAGACCAACUCCACCCACCUAGACAGCCCCCCAGGCGGGCCAGCUGCCGAGGGCAGCGACACAGACCCCCCAUCUGAGGCCGAGCUCCCGGCUUCCCCAGACGCCGGCGUCCCCUCGGACGACACGCUUCGGUCCUUUGACACUGUUAUAGGCGCCGGGACACCGCCCGGCCCUGCUGAGCCGCUGCUGGUUGUGCGGCCCAAGGACUUAGCCCUGUUGCGGCCAAGCAAAAGGCAGCCGCCCCUACGGAGACACUCGCCCCCCAGCCGGGCCCCUCGCCGGCCCCUGCUGGAGGGGUCCGGCUUCUUCGAGGAUGAAGACACAAGCGAGGGGAGCGAGCUGAGCCCAGCCUCCAGCUUCCGCUCUCAGCGUCGCUACAGCUCUGACAGCUCCUCCUCGGCUUCUGGCUACUCCCCUGAGAGCUCUCGGGGUGCAGUGGGAGGCGCACGGAAGCGACGGGCUCCCCACGGGGCUGAGGAGGGGACCGCUGUGCCUCCAAAACGACCCUAUGGGACUCAGAGGACAUCUAGUACUGCCAGUGCUAAGACGCACGCCCGCGUGUUGAGCAUGGACGGGGCGGGGGACAUCGACCUCAGGGGCCCCCUGGCAGGCUGCAAGGCUGAGCUGGAGGCCCAGACAGGGCCAGAACUGGGGUCUGGUGAGCAUCCUCCAGCGCUGCCCACCGAGGCACGCAGGGGACCUGCUGCCAACCAGCCAGGCUGGCGCGGGGAGCUGCAGGAGGAAGGAGCUGCGGGGGGAGCAGCUGAGGACGCAGGCAAACGGGACCGUUCGAGCAGCGUUCGGCGUGCCCAGGCCAUCCGCAGGCGCCACAACGCGGGCAGCACCCCCACGCCCCCUGCUUCGGUCAUGGGCUCCCCUCCCAGCAGCCUGCAAGAAGCCCAGCGGGGCCGGGCUGCCUCCCACUCGCGUGCGCUGACACUGCCGUCUGCCCUGCACUUCGCCUCCUCCCUGCUGCUCACGCGUUCGGGCGCCAACGUGCAUGAGGCCUGCACUUUUGACGACACGUCAGAGGGCGCCGUGCACUACUUCUACGACGAGAGUGGCGUGCGGCGCUCCUACACCUUUGGCCUGGCUGGUGGCGGCUAUGAGAACCCUGUGGGGCAGCAGGGGGACCAGACAGUCAAUGGGGCCUGGGACCGGCACUCGCACUCAUCCAGCUUCCACUCUGCCGAUGUGCCCGAGGUGGCGGGCGGCCUGAACCUGCUCCAGCCGCGGCCUGUGGUCCUGCAGGGCAUGCAGGUGCGCCGCGUGCCCCUGGAGAUCCCUGAGUUUGACCUGGACCAGGAAUCCCUGCACGAACCCCAGGAGCAGACGUUGAUGGAGGAGGCGCUGCCUCGUCCCCAGCACAGCUACAAGUACUGGCUGCUGCCUGGUCGCUGGACCUCUGUGCGCUACGAGCGGCUGGCUCUCCUGGCCCUGCUGGACCGGACUCGGGGGCUGCUGGAGAAUGCGCUGGUUGUGGGCCUGAGCAGCCUCGUGGCCUUCCUGGGCUACCUCCUGUUGCUCAAGGGCUUCUUCACCGACAUCUGGGUCUUCCAGUUCUGCCUGGUCAUCGCAUCCUGCCAGUACUCCUUGCUGAAGAGUGUCCAGCCUGAUGCCGCCUCGCCUAUGCACGGCCACAACUGGGUGAUCGCAUACAGCCGGCCUGUGUACUUCUGCAUCUGCUGUUUGCUCAUCUGGAUGCUCGACGCCCUGGGCGCCGCCCAGCCCUUCCCGCCCGUCUCUCUCUACGGCCUCACUCUCUUCUCUGCCUCCUUUUUCUUCUGCGCUCGAGAUGUGGCCACCGUGUUCACCUUGUGCUUCCCGUUCGUCUUCCUCCUGGGCCUCCUGCCCCAGGUCAACACAUGUCUCAUGUACCUGCUGGAGCAGAUUGAUAUGCAUGGUUUCGGGGGCACAGCUGCCACUAGCCCGCUCACCGCCGUCUUCAGCCUGUCCCGCAGCCUGCUGGCCGCCGCCCUCCUCUACGGCUUCUGCCUUGGCGCCAUCAAGAGCCCCUGGCCAGAGCAGCAUGUCCCUGUCCUCUUCUCCAUCUUCUGUGGCCUCCUGGUGGCGCUGUCUUACCACCUAAGCCGGCAGAGCAGUGACCCCACCGUGCUUUGGUCUCUCAUCCGGAGCAAAUUCUUCCCUGAGCUGGAGGAGCGGAGUCUGGAAACAGCCCGGGCCGAGCCCCCCGACCCACUCCCAGAGAAGAUGCGGCAGUCUGUGCGUGAGGUUCUGCACUCUGACCUGGUGAUGUGUGUGGUCAUCGCCGUGCUCACCUUUGCCAUCAGCGCCAGCACCGUCUUCAUUGCCCUGAAGUCAGUGCUGGGGUUCGUGCUAUACGCGCUGGCUGGCGCCGUGGGCUUCUUCACGCACUACCUGCUGCCGCAGCUCCGGAAACAGCUGCCCUGGUUCUGCCUGUCACAGCCGCUGCUGAAGCCACUGGAGUACAGCCAGUACGAAGUGCGCGGCGCGGCCCAGGUGAUGUGGUUUGAGAAGCUGUACGCCGGCCUGCAGUGUGUGGAGAAAUACCUCAUCUACCCCGCGGUGGUGCUCAACGCCCUCACGGUGGACGCCCACACUGUUGUCAGCCACCCCGACAAGUUCUGCCUCUACUGCCGGGCUCUGCUCAUGACUGUGGCCGGCCUGAAGCUGCUGCGCGCCGCCUUCUGCUGCCCACCCCAGCAGUACCUGACUUUGGCCUUCACUGUCCUGCUCUUCCAUUUCGACUACCCGCGCCUUUCCCAGGGCUUUCUGCUUGACUACUUCCUCAUGUCACUGCUCUGCAGCAAGCUGUGGGACCUGCUGUACAAGCUGCGUUUUGUGCUGACCUACAUCGCGCCCUGGCAGAUCACCUGGGGCUCCGCUUUCCACGCUUUUGCCCAGCCCUUUGCUGUGCCACACUCGGCCAUGCUGUUCGUCCAGGCGUCGCUGUCAGCGCUUUUCUCCACACCCCUGAACCCCCUGCUGGGCAGCGCUGUCUUCAUCAUGUCCUACGCGCGGCCCCUCAAGUUCUGGGAGCGCGACUACAACACUAAACGUGUGGAUCAUUCCAACACACGCCUGGCCACUCAGCUAGACCGGAACCCAGGUGCGGACGACAACAACCUCAACUCCAUCUUCUACGAGCACCUGACGCGGUCGCUGCAGCACACACUGUGCGGGGACCUGGUGCUGGGCCGCUGGGGCAACUAUGGCCCCGGAGACUGCUUCGUGCUGGCCUCCGACUACCUCAACGCCCUGGUGCACCUCAUCGAGGUCGGCAAUGGCCUCACCACCUUCCAGCUGCGCGGCCUGGAGUUCCGGGGGACCUACUGCCAGCAGCGCGAGGUGGAGGCCAUCACAGAGGGUGUGGAGGAAGACGAGGGCUGCUGUUGCUGUGAGCUGGGCCACUUGCCACGCGUCCUGUCCUUCAAUGCUGCCUUCGGACAGCGCUGGCUGGCCUGGGAGGUGACAGCCAGCAAGUAUGUGCUGGAGGGUUACAGCAUCAGCGACAACAACGCCGCUUCCAUGCUGCAAGUCUUCGAGCUCCGAAAAAUUCUCAUCACUUACUAUGUCAAGAGCAUCAUCUAUUAUGUGAGCCGCUCGCCCAAGCUGGAGGCCUGGCUGAGCCAUGAGGGCAUUGCAGCCGCCCUGCGGCCUGUGCGGGCCCCUGGCUAUGCCGACUCGGACCCCACCUUCUCACUGAGUGUGGACGAGGACUAUGACCAACGGCUCUCGGGCCUCUCCCUGCCUGCCUUUUGCGCCGUGCACCUGCAGUGGGUGCAGUACUGCGCCUCGAGGCGUGCCCAGCCCGUGGACCAGGAUUGGAACUCGCCACUGGUCACGCUGUGUUUUGGCUUGUGUGUGCUGGGUCGCCGGGCCCUGGGGACGGCCUCACACAGCAUGUCUGCCAGCCUGGAGCCCUUCUUGUAUGGCCUGCACGCCCUGUUCAAGGGGGACUUCCGCAUCACCUCCCCGCGCGAUGAGUGGGUCUUUGCCGACAUGGACCUGCUCCACCGCGUGGUGGCGCCUGGGGUGCGCAUGGCCCUCAAGCUUCACCAGGACCACUUCACCUCCCCGGACGAGUACGAGGAGCCAGCUGCCCUGUACGACGCCAUCGCGGCCAAUGAGGAGCGUCUGGUCAUCUCCCACGAGGGUGACCCCGCAUGGCGCAGUGCCAUCCUCAGCAACACACCGUCACUGCUGGCGCUGCGCCACGUGCUGGACGACGCCUCGGACGAGUACAAGAUCAUCAUGCUCAACCGGCGCCACCUCAGCUUCCGGGUGAUCAAGGUGAACCGCGAGUGUGUGCGCGGCCUGUGGGCUGGACAGCAGCAGGAGCUGGUGUUCCUGCGCAACCGCAACCCUGAGCGUGGAAGCAUCCAGAACGCCAAGCAGGCCCUCCGCAACAUGAUCAAUUCCUCCUGCGACCAGCCACUGGGCUACCCCAUCUACGUGUCACCCCUCACCACCUCACUGGCCGGCAGUCAUCCACAGCUGCGGGCGUUGUGGGGUGGUCCGGUCAGCCUGGGUGCCAUCGCCCGCUGGCUACUGCACAGCUGGGAGAGGCUACAUAGCUGUGGUGCAGGCUGCAACAGCGGCGGCAAUGUGGAACGAUCAGACUGUGCCGGAGGUGGAGGCCUGAGCUCCCUGAGCGCCAACCCACCCUUGGCACACCCCACGCCCGAGAACACAGCAGGCAGCAGCGACCAGCCUCUCCCUCCGGGGCCCAGUUGGGGCCCACGGCCCUCCCUCAGCAGCUCCAGUGAAGGUCGGCCCCCUCCUCUGCUGCAGUGGCCCCCCCCUCGGCUCCCAGGACUACCCCCAGCUUCGCCUAUCCCUGCUGAAGGCUCCCGGCCCCCCCGGCCCCCUGGCUCUGGUCUCCUCAGUUCUGAGGGUCCCAGUGGGAAGUGGAGCCUGGGGGGUCGGAAGGGACUGGGGGGAUCAGAUGGGGAGCCAGCCUCAGGGAGCCCCAAAGGAGGCACCCCCAAAUCUCAGGCGCCCUUAGACCUCAGCCUCAGCCCUGAUGUCAGCACUGACACUUCACCCCCCAGAGCCACGCAGGAUUUGCCCGGCCUGGACAACAGUGCUCCUAAGAGUGACACGCCCACUGGCCUCGGGAACUGGCCUGUCCCCACAGGACGGGAGAGCCCAGCCGCCCAGCCCCUGCUGAGCAUCAGUACUGAGCAGCCUGACCCUGGAUCCCGAUCUGGAUUCAGUAGCUCGGACCCCUGGCCUUAGGCCCUUCCUGUCGGACCACAGAACUGAGUGGCUUUGGGUCCACAUCGGAAACUUGACCUUCGGCUGCCAGCAUACCAGAACUGAGUGGCCAGACCUCCGACCUUGCCCCCUGCUCUGGUCUCUCGCCCAGAUGUGGUUGCCCCACACUGAGGCAGGCAGCCCGGCCCACAGAGCCAAACCCAAGGGCUGGUCCCGCUUGGAGCCGGUGGCCUGGACUGACAGCCCCUGGGGCUGAAAGGGGGAGGGUGGAUUUCUUCUUUCUUUCCAUUUUGUUUUUCAUUUAUUUUCCCGUGCUUCAGAGACACCAGAAUUAAUAACACUAUUUUUGAUUU
Suncus etruscus (white-toothed pygmy shrew) is the source of this 6558-nucleotide messenger RNA. RefSeq names its product pecanex 3 (gene PCNX3). Gene Ontology annotation, cellular component: membrane. Lineage: Eukaryota; Metazoa; Chordata; Mammalia; Eulipotyphla; Soricidae. The record is from RefSeq and is a predicted model, not a curated record.